ACUUGAAAAGCGUAAACAUAAACAUGAUUUAAUAUUAUUCGAAAAUUAAUUUAACAUAAAAUGUUAAAUUAACAGUGCACUUUCUCGAAUUAAUUUGGAAUAUAUGCAAAAGUCCAACAUCAACUGUGAACCCAGAAUAUAUUUACCUUUUAGUUCCAGCUGCAAAACGCAGAUAAUGUCUGGUGCAUAUUUCUUGGCUGCGGCAGAAGAAGAUCGUAAAAAAAAGCAACUGAAAGUGAGCAAACGUGUUCUUAGAGAACAGGACAGUCCCCUAGAUCUGCCAGAUGACGAGUUCCUCAAACUGUUUCGCCUCACCAAGCCUCUGUUUAAAGAACUUUGUGCUGUUCUAAAACCUUUCUUGCCUGGGCGCCAGUACUCGAAUGCGAUACCUCUAGAUAUUAAGAUAUUAACAGCAUUAGCAUUUUAUGGACAAGGUGGCUAUCAGAAAGCUGUUGGCAUAAAGCUGCUAGGGUUGUCACAAACAUCGGUACACGAUUGUUUGAGGGAUGUCACUAAUGCUCUUAAUACACCAACAGUGUUAAGAAAAUUCAUAAAGUUUCCUAGAACCAGUCAGGAGUUGGAGGAGGUGUCUAGAGGGUUUUUCCAAGAAUUUGGUAUACCUGGCGUGGCAGGGUGUAUAGAUGGAACUCAUAUAGCCAUGAUACGACCCUGCGAAAAUGAGGGAGCCUAUUUCAAUAGGAAAAACUACCAUUCCAUUAAUGUUUUGAUUAUCUGUGACUCGAAACUGAACAUUCUGUAUGUGGACGCAUCUUUCGGCGGCGCCUGCCACGACUGUCACGUGUGGAGCCAGUGCCCCGUCAACCACUUCAUGCAGCAACUGCACAGCCGCGGCGAAGGCACGCAUUACCUGCUCGGGGAUUCAGCCUAUGCCCAAAGGCCCUGGCUGAUGACCCCUGUGCUGCGCGCCGGCCUGGGCUCGCCGGAGGAGUACUACAACCGGCUGCACGCGCACGCCAGGAGCGUCGUGGACCGCUGCAUCGGCGUGCUCAAGGCACGCUGGCGAUGCCUGCUGGCACAUAAGGUACUGCGGUACAGCCCUAUCAAAGCCGGCAAAAUGGUCAACGCAUGUGUGGUGCUCCACAAUUUCGUCAACCGAGCUGGUCUCGCCGUGGACAUCCAAGAGGAACUGCAUCUGGACUCGCAGCAGCAGAUCUUCGAGGCUGUCGAGUCACAUGACGUGGAUGGAUCGAGGCAAGCCCUGAUCGGCAGGCUGUGGGCUGCGCGGAGCGCUUGUAUGUACCAGGUCGAUUGGUCGAACAAUCGACAUUGCGAGGGGAAUCAGUAUUAUACGUAGAUUAGAUUAAGGAACUAAUAGCACAGACUCAUUAAAA
This is a messenger RNA of Maniola jurtina (meadow brown), 1352 nucleotides long. Its product is annotated as putative nuclease HARBI1. The transcript is spliced from 7 exons. Bases 104 to 1315 code for a protein of 403 amino acids. The record is from RefSeq and is a predicted model, not a curated record. NCBI's taxonomy places the organism in Eukaryota, Metazoa, Arthropoda, Insecta, Lepidoptera, Nymphalidae.